This is a messenger RNA of Amphiprion ocellaris (clown anemonefish), 1440 nucleotides long. RefSeq lists its product as uncharacterized. The record is from RefSeq and is a predicted model, not a curated record. The transcript has 12 exons. The coding region runs from base 585 to 1289 and encodes 234 amino acids. Lineage: Eukaryota; Metazoa; Chordata; Actinopteri; Pomacentridae.
ACAGGUGAUGGAGGCACCAAGAACUCGGAAGUAAACAACGAUGGCGUUACCGUCGCUGUUCCAGUGAGACAGAAAAGUACUUUGUAGAGCAGUUUUGUUUUGUUUUUUUUAAAGUGCGCCCCAGCAGUUUUUGUUCUUACAGGCUGCAAUGUGCUGCGACUCCAUAAUGACAGUAGGUUAAGCAGCUGUGAAGGGAUGUCAGAACAACAGGCCGGGUUAAGGCUUCACCCUGGGAUUAUUGCAUCAGUGAUCUUCGUCUCUGUGGCGGCAGUAGCUGCUGCCGUAUUGAUCAUCCGAAAAUACUGCUUCCCAGUCAACGAGGCGACCUACAGAUACUCACUGCUGAGGAGGAUGGAGGAUCAGCAUUCAGCGCCAGCGGAGGAGGAUGGUGACGGGGGGCCCUGCACAGUGGGAGAGGAGUCAGAUGAGUGCAAAGACGAAGGAAUUAUCGGGACAAGUACACAGAUGAGAUGACACCACAAGCUGUGCUCUAUCUAUAUUUUUUGUUGAGUGCUUGAAGUACACAUGAAGGACCUCAACUUUUCCUCUUUGGACAGAACAAAGCGCUCUGAUUUGUUGCAGAUAUGAGAUAUCGAGCCGCUUUGCACCUUGCUGCUGUAAUUGUUGUCCUCCUAAUCACAUGGGGAAUCUCCAUCAAUUCCUUUGAUGCACAAGAGAAAGUGGAAACAUUUCUCGAGUUUUAUACUGCGGAUCAAAUGAAACCAAAAUUCAAAACAGCUACAACUGCAUCUGUGCCAAAGUGCCGCCUCUCCAGACUCUGCCCGCCUCAACAUUUUGCUUUACAUAUCAGGAGCGGAGCGGCCAACGUUGUUGGGCCAAAUAUCUGUUUCGAUGGUAAAAUCAUCAUGAGCCACGUGUUGAACAAUGUGGGACCAGGACUUAACAUUGUGGUGGUAAAUGGGGAAAGUGGAGUUGUAGAGAAAUCACACUAUCUUGAUAUGAAUGCAGGAAACCCAGAAGACAUCCUAGCGUACCUGAAGGAGAUUAAACCUGGAAUGAUUGUCUUGGUGGCCUCCUUUGAUGAUGUGACAAAGAAGAUGACAGAUGAAAUGAGGGAGAUAUUCGUUGGGAUGGGAAGCGCUUUGAUCAAGUCUGUAAAACACAGAGACAGCUGGGUGUUUGCUGGGAGAGCAGGAGCAAAAAGCAAAAGCCUCUUUGAGAAGCAAGCUGCUCAUGAUGAGAAAACCAACAUUUAUGAAGGAUGGCCAGAGAUGGUGGAGGUGGCCGGCUGUUUUCCAAGAAACCAGACUGACAGACUGACUGACUGACAUUUGUGAUGAACUGCUAAAUGUGAUGGAAGUUUCUGUUUUUUAAAUGGCCUUUCAAGAUUUCUCUGUAAAUUGACGCCGCUCCAAAUGGUGUCAAAUCUCUUUCUAAAAUUAAAAGCUUAAGAUCCCUGUUUCCUGCAGGUUCCCUGAA